Molecule: messenger RNA, 903 nt
Organism: Malassezia vespertilionis
Lineage: Eukaryota; Fungi; Basidiomycota; Malasseziomycetes; Malasseziales; Malasseziaceae
Gene: oca3
Product: TPR-like protein
Exons: 3
Coding region: 1-903 (300 amino acids)
Biological process (GO): protein folding in endoplasmic reticulum
Cellular component (GO): EMC complex
Molecular function (GO): protein binding
Source: RefSeq, a predicted model, not a curated record
AUGUCGACGGAGCCGAUUACGCUUGACCGCGCGCUGGAAUGGCUUGCAGAGCAGCGCAUUUUGCAGGAGCGCAAACCGUACGAUGUCGUGCGUAUGGGCGAAUGGAUUCUUGAACAGAACCAGCUUGGCGCAUUGGGUGACGAUUUGUGGGCAUUCCUCGAGCAGGUAGCUUUGGCCGCCGCGGAACUUGGCAAUUAUGAGCUGGCAGAGGGCACCAUUCUCGAGGCCAAGGGCCUGUUGCAGGAGGCACGUACGCUCUACACAGACUACCUUGGCAAAGACCCAUCCAACAUUGUGUGUUUUCCCCGAUUUUCUGACACACAGCUUAUCCAUAAACGGUUGAUUGCUGCGAUUCGCAGCGGCCCCGACGGGCUUGCAGAGGCCACAGCAGAGCUGGCCGAGUUUGUCGAUACAUUCCCUCUCGACCAAGAGUCCUGGCUCGAGCUGGCCUCGCUGUAUAUGCAGCAGAACAAGUAUGCACAGGCUGUGUACGCUUUGGAAGAGCUGCUUCUCAUUGCGCCGCACAACGCGUUCUACUUGCUGGAGUACGCAGAAGUGCUCUACACCGCCGGCGACAUUGGCAAGGCGUACAAAAUCUACUUGCGCAUUCUGGAGCUCAGCGAUGGGAUUCUUGCGCCGGAAAAGUACCGUGCCGCUGGGAAGAUUCGUGGGCCAUGGGUUCGCGCACUCUGGGGCCUGAAAAUGUCUAUUGUACAAAUCCGCGCCGAGCACGCACCAAAACGCCCCGCAAGCGAUGCCUUAGACAUUGUGCCUGAAAAAGUGGAUGCCGUGGAUACAUUGGUCACCAAGCUCCUGCUCGACUCGAUCUAUGCUCCCAACGUGCCGGAUGCUACGCCUAUAGAUGUGCGCGCUGCUGUGCGCUCCAUCCUCGCAGCCUCGUAG